This is a messenger RNA of Paracoccidioides lutzii Pb01, 342 nucleotides long. RefSeq lists its product as hypothetical. The coding region runs from base 1 to 342 and encodes 113 amino acids. The transcript has a single exon. The record is from RefSeq and is a predicted model, not a curated record.
AUGCUCCUCCCAAGCAUAUUUGCGGGCGAUGCCCCUCAAUCCCCUCCUACUUGGCCCAUCCCCUAUCCACGAGCUGGCCCCGCAUCACCGCCGAUCCGGGCCGGGAAAGUCUCGAUCUACGCAAUAGCAUAUCGAUCUAAAUUCCGCCCUUGCCUAUGGCGGCAACAAAACACGCACGUUGGAAUAGCUCGUAGCCGAAGGGCAUGCCCAAGGUUGUGCCACUCUCGUCAGCAACGGUGGCGUCCAGUGCAAACACAACCAGACAAGCGGACUGCUGGGGCGGCCCGUCUCGUCCAGGGGCAUUGGGUUGAGUGGGAAGAAACCCAGGCUACGAGACGGUAG